This is a messenger RNA of Procambarus clarkii (red swamp crayfish), 435 nucleotides long. The record is from RefSeq and is a predicted model, not a curated record. NCBI's taxonomy places the organism in Eukaryota, Metazoa, Arthropoda, Malacostraca, Decapoda, Cambaridae.
AUGAAGACACUAGUGCUGUUGCUGUCGGUGGUGGCAGCUGCUUCUGCACUUCCCGAGGGGGGCUACGGUGGGCAAGGACCCGACGGGCAGGGAUCGGGUGGGCAAAUAUCCGGUGGACAAGGCGGCCAGUUCUCCUCAGCACCCGCACGAUAUGGAGGACAGGGAGGCCAGUACGGCGCCGCCCCCGCCAGGUACAACUUCCAGUGGGACGUCAACGACCAGCCAUCAGGCAACUUCUACGGUCACGGAGAGCAGAGGGACGGAGACAACACCCAGGGCAGUUACUAUGUCCAGCUGCCUGACAGUCGUCAACUGAAGGUUGAAUACUUCGUUGAUCAGUUCGGUUACCACCCCACCGUCACCUUCGAGGGCGAUGCCCAGUACCCCAGCGGUUCCGGUCAAGGUAGCGGGUCACAGAAGGGCUACUACCAGUAG